Molecule: messenger RNA, 1556 nt
Organism: Pseudopipra pipra
Lineage: Eukaryota; Metazoa; Chordata; Aves; Passeriformes; Pipridae
Product: antigen-presenting glycoprotein CD1d-like
Exons: 3
Coding region: 1-1146 (381 amino acids)
Biological process (GO): antigen processing and presentation, endogenous lipid antigen via MHC class Ib; positive regulation of T cell mediated cytotoxicity; immune response
Cellular component (GO): external side of plasma membrane
Molecular function (GO): exogenous lipid antigen binding; lipopeptide binding; endogenous lipid antigen binding
Source: RefSeq, a predicted model, not a curated record
AUGAAGGGGGCCCAGGGGGGGCCCACAGAUCUCUGCAACCUCAAGGACCUGGCCCUCAGCCCCUCCACUUUCCCUGUCCCUCUCCUCCCACUCCCAUCUCCUCCCUGCCAACCCCUGUCUCAUGUAGGGACCUUCACUAUCCGGCUGCUUCAAACCUCUACCUUCCAAAACACCUCCUUUGUGGACACGGAGGGGAUAGGCCUGCUGGAAGACAUCGAACUUGUGUCUCUUGAGAAGCACACCUGGGCCAUCCACUUCUGCCAGCCCUGGGUGCGUCCAGCCCUGCCCCACAGUGAGUGGGACACCAUUGACAACAUGCUCAAGAUCUAUUUGCAUCAGUUCAUCCGACAGAUCAAUGAAGGGGCCAUGCAGAAGGAUGUGCCCUGUGACUCGGCCCUUCCAGACCCCUUUGUGGCUCAGGUCAUGGCAGGCUGCAAGCUCUACCCCAACAGAACCUCUCAGAUAUUCUCCUAUGUGGGCUACAAUGGGCAGGACUUCCUCAGCUUCAACACAGACAGUGCCACCUGGACCCUCUCCCAGGACACCGACCUGGCACGGUAUGUCAGGGAUGUCAUCCAGAACGACACAACCCUCGUUGAGGCGGUGAAGGACCUCUUGAACGAUACCUGUGUCAAUGCCCUGGAGAUGUUCCUGAGUUACGGCAGGGCAGCUCUGGAGAGACAAGAGCUGCCCGUGGCCACGGUCUUUGCCCGCACGCCCAGCCCACACCAGCUGCUGCUGGUUUGCCAUGUCACCGCCUUCUACCCCCGGCCCAUCAGCGUGGCCUGGCUGAGGGAUGGCCACGAGGUGCCUCCGGGCCCGCAGCUCAACACCAGCCCCGUCCUGCCCAACGCUGACCUCACCUACCAGCUCUCCAGCGUCCUGGCCGUGGCCCCCCAGGACGGGCACAGCUACGCCUGCCGCGUGCGCCACCGCAGCCUGGGCACCCGCAGCCUCCUCGUCCCCUGGGGUAGGUGCCACCCGGGGGCACGGCAAGGGGCGCCCCAGCCGCCCACCCGCUGCCAUGGAGCAAAGCCCGGCAAGCUCAUGGCAGCCCCUCCUUCUAUUGCCCAGGCAACUCACAGCUGCUGCUCAUCACAGGGCUCGUGGCCGGGCUGCUGGGAGCCGUGGCUCUUGCUGCCCUGAUGCUGCUUUGCCUCUGCAGACGCAGGUGAGUCUCCUCCUGCCCCACACAGCAGCACAGGGACAGGAGGGCAGGGGAUGCCCCAGGGCAUUUCUGCACUGGGCAGCAGAGCUCCGGCUUCAGCCCUGACAGCUCCUCUCUGCACCCCUACAAGGUCUCUGCCCUGCAGCAGCCGUCAGCUGUCCCCCUCUCCUUUCAGAAAGCACCAGGGCACAGAGGAAUCACAGUCCAGGAGCUCCAUCCUGAGCAAAGAAGCUUAGCCCAGAAGGGAGACAACUGUCCCCGUUCCCUCUUGGCACCUGUCAGCCAACAGGGACAAGAAUUACCUUCUUCUGCUUCAAGAUUGCAAGACUAACUCGACUCAGAGAUGCAGAGGAAAAAUCUGGGUGGCUUCUGACUCACUUGAAUUUGC